AUGCCAGAAGUGGCAACGUGUAUAAUAGUAGUCAGGGCGUCUGCUGUCGUCGGACCUUGGCAUUCCGGUUGCCUUUGCGUCGUUGAGACAAACUACCCACCCGGAAAACUCGGCCUGUCGCCCAAACGGGCCUGUGCUUGCCCGCGUGUGUGUAUGCAUGCGUGUGUCGGUAUGAGGCGUCUUGGCGUUGUUUGUAAUGCUGCUUAUCUGUCGCCUUGGAUGCCGCAACAACAGCAUGGAUCCACAUGCCCAGCUCUUUUAAUGCCAGCCAUUUGGAUACAUGCAGGCUUGUAG
This is a messenger RNA of Protopolystoma xenopodis, 294 nucleotides long. The record is from the annotation of a GenBank genome assembly. NCBI's taxonomy places the organism in Eukaryota, Metazoa, Platyhelminthes, Monogenea, Polystomatidea, Polystomatidae.